GGCAAGAAACUGGGCCUCUACGCCAUGACGGUGGUGACCGGGCUGGCCAUCCAUGCCCUUUUCUUCCUGCCCCUCCUCUUCCUCAUCUUGACCCGGAAAAACCCCUUCCCCUUCAUCCGGGGAAUCCUCCAAGCCCUGCUCAUCGCCCUGGCCACUUCCUCCAGCUCAGCCACGCUGCCCAUCACCCUGCGGUGUCUUCUGGAGAACAACCGGAUCGACAAACGGAUCGUCCGCUUCAUCCUCCCGGUCGGAGCCACGAUCAACAUGGACGGGACGGCUCUCUACGAGGCGGUGGCCGCCAUCUUCAUCGCCCAGGUGAACGAGUACGACCUCGACCUGGGACAGCUCAUCACCAUCAGCAUCACCGCCACGGCCGCCAGCAUCGGGGCCGCCGGGAUCCCCCAGUCGGGCCUGGUCACCAUGGUCAUCGUGCUCACCUCCGUCGGCCUCCCCACUGAGGACAUCACGCUGAUCAUCGCCAUUGACUGGGCCCUGGACCGCUUGCGCACCAUGACCAACGUCCUGGGUGACGCGCUGGCCGCGGGAAUCAUAGCUCACGUCUUCCGGAAGGAGUUCGCCCCAAAGGACCCCAUGAACGAGAGGCUGGUCUGGACAGAGACCGCCUCUCCCCCUCCUCAGGACCCCGUGGGGCAAGGCAUGGAGGAGGCCCCGCCUGGGCAGAACGGUCACUGCAUCUGCGAGGUGUGA
Protobothrops mucrosquamatus (brown spotted pit viper) is the source of this 708-nucleotide messenger RNA. RefSeq names its product excitatory amino acid transporter 5-like. The annotation marks the transcript as partial. Gene Ontology annotation, cellular component: plasma membrane. Gene Ontology annotation, biological process: L-glutamate transmembrane transport. The transcript has 5 exons. The record is from RefSeq and is a predicted model, not a curated record. Gene Ontology annotation, molecular function: glutamate:sodium symporter activity; L-glutamate transmembrane transporter activity; neutral L-amino acid transmembrane transporter activity. NCBI's taxonomy places the organism in Eukaryota, Metazoa, Chordata, Lepidosauria, Squamata, Viperidae.